Sphenostylis stenocarpa is the source of this 927-nucleotide messenger RNA. Lineage: Eukaryota; Viridiplantae; Streptophyta; Magnoliopsida; Fabales; Fabaceae. The record is from the annotation of a GenBank genome assembly.
AUGGGUCUGCUUGUUUUCAUUGACACCAUAGCCCUGUGUUUGGUUGUUUCCUCGGCACUGCUUCAGCGGUUUGAACAAGCACCCAAACCAGAUGGAUCACUUAGCUUCUUGGUCAUUGGAGAUUGGGGAAGAAAAGGAGCUUACAACCAAUCUCAAGUUUCAUUUCAGAUGGGAGUUUUUGGAGAGAAAUUGAACAUUGAUUUUGUGAUUUCUACCGGAGACAAUUUUUAUGACAAUGGUUUGACAGAUAUAGACGAUCCAGCCUUUGAUGACUCAUUCACCAAAAUUUACACUUCUUCUAGUUUGAACAAGCAAUGGUACAGUGUUUUGGGCAAUCACGACUAUAGGGGUAAUGUUGAGGCGCAGCUGAGUCCUGUCCUCAGAAAUCUUGACAAGAGAUGGCUUUGCUUGAGAUCUUUUAUUCUCAAUGCAGAUACUACACCGUUUGUGGACAAAUACUUCACAGAACCUGGGGACCAUGUUUAUGAUUGGAGUGGAAUCCGGCCUCGCAAACAAUACAUUUCCAACCUCCUCAAGGAGGUGGAUUUGGCUUUACAAGAGUCAAAUGCAAGGUGGAAAAUUGUGGUGGGUCACCAUACAAUUAGAAGUGCUGGUCAACAUGGUAACACUGAUGAGCUUGUAAAGCAGCUUCUCCCAAUUCUCCAGGCAAACAACAUUGAUCUUUUCAUAAAUGGACACGAUCACUGCUUACAACACAUAAGCAGUGUUGACAGCGGUGGAGGGUCUAAGGCGUGGAGGGGUGUGGUGAACUGGUGGAACCCAGAAGAAAUGAAGUUCUACUACGAUGGUCAAGGAUUCAUGUCUGUGCAGAUCACUGAAACUGAAAUUGACGUAGUAUUCUAUGAUGUCUUCGGCCAUGUUCUACACAAAUGGAACACCUCCAAACAGCUUCACCGAGCUUGGUGA